AUCCCCCUCUUUCUCUUUUACCACCAUCCAUCUCUGCGUGUUUUUGUGUGUGUAGCAAGCAAAGUAACAGCGAAGAAGAAAACCUAGGGAAUCAACAGCCAUGGCGGAACACCGUGUAAGCAAGAGGCUGAGAAAUUACGUCACCAACAAGGAACAACCAGAAUUCACCGGCAAAAGUCUCAGGAAAAUUCGAGUCAUCUGCUCCGACCCUGAAGCCACCGACUCAUCAUCGGAUGAAGCUGACAGCGGAGAGCGAUCAUCGCCACGCCGAAUUGUUUGUGAAAUUGUGAUUGGGGUCAAAUCUGAUGAAGCCGAGGAACCUGUGGAGCGGAAGGAUUCGGCGGAUCAAACCGGAAAGAAGAAAUUAACCGGAGUUCGAUUGCGAAAGUGGGGUAAAUGGGCGGCUGAGAUCCGUGAUCCAUUUAGCAGAAAAAGAAUUUGGUUGGGUACAUAUAACACCGCGGAAGAAGCAUCGAAAGCGUAUACGACCAAGAAGCAGGAGUUUCAAGCAAGAUUGUCGGCUUCUGCCCCAAUUCGACCCAAAUCCGAUGGCGAAUCGUCGACACAGGUUUCUCAGGAGGCAGAUCAUUACUCUACGGAGGGGGAGGAGAAGGAGACGCGUUUGUCGGGUCGGGUCGUUCCGGAUCACGCCCCAAUUGCGAAAUCGAAAGUGGUUCAUUGGAAGAAGUGGGAUAGAUGGGGUGCCAAUGUUCAUAACCCGGUAAUCAAUUCAAACAUCCAGUCUGAUGAUACAUGUGAUGCUGAAGAAGAGGCUUCAAAUACACUCCAAUCGAUGAAGAUGGGUUUGAGGCCGGGUUACAUGGCCCCAUUCGGAUCAGAAAGUGGCUCAUCUCGUAAAUCCUCAAAGACCGAGACGAGCGGUGGCGGUGGUGGUGGCGAUGAAACAAUCAGCGGCACCACCACCACCACCACUUCCAUGGAAGUAUCAACAGAGGAGAAAGGAAGAAACACAGCUACGGAGGAAGGUCAAUUAAGUGAAAAUGUAGAUACAGAAGAAGGAAACAAGCCACCAUGGUUGGGUUUGGGCAUUGGUAUGCUUGUGAUAGAUAACAAUGGCAAUCUGUUGGGUCAAUUCAGCAGGCUGGAUGAUGACCUGAGGAUCUGCUGAUUAACAACAAGGGCAAGAAGCUGUUUAUGUGACUCCAAUUACCUAUUUGCUGACUGCAGCGAUUGUACAUGUUUUUAAUUCUGCAACAGUCACUGGUAUACGAAUAUCAUUUGUUGAGUCUUUCCUGCUUUCCCAGUAACAUUUCCUUUCCUUUUCUUCUUUUCUUUUCUUCCAUGGAGUCAAGACCUGUGUAUGACAAUUGCAUUUUGUGGUUCUACAUUCCUUGAGCUCUUCAAUUUGAUAUUGCAGAUUUACAUUCUUUGAACUUUAUACAUUGAAAGAUAAUAAAUGUUUCAGUUUCAAAUUCAA
Molecule: messenger RNA, 1438 nt
Organism: Lactuca sativa (garden lettuce)
Lineage: Eukaryota; Viridiplantae; Streptophyta; Magnoliopsida; Asterales; Asteraceae
Biological process (GO): regulation of DNA-templated transcription
Molecular function (GO): DNA binding; DNA-binding transcription factor activity
Source: RefSeq, a predicted model, not a curated record